Molecule: messenger RNA, 909 nt
Organism: Amborella trichopoda
Lineage: Eukaryota; Viridiplantae; Streptophyta; Magnoliopsida; Amborellales; Amborellaceae
Cellular component (GO): cytoplasm
Molecular function (GO): protein phosphatase inhibitor activity
Source: RefSeq, a predicted model, not a curated record
UCGAAGGUAGGUUCUAAUUUGAAAGUUUCGAGGCUAGGCUCUGUACAAACCGCACCCAAUUAUUUUCUCAAUCUAAGAGAAAAUAAGCCCCGUUACGAAACGAAAUUAGAGAGAGAGUGAAGGGAAUUUAUGCUCUCGUUCUUGUCUCUUCGGGAACUCCUCCGUUUCUACGAUUUUUUCUGUAGAUUUGUGACAGCCGAUCAGGCAAUCAAUCCUCCCUUGUUUGAAACUCAAUCACAAUAUGUCAGACAUGAAAGCAGAUGAUGCUAGAAAGAUGGAGAACACCGUUGAAGAGCAUAUGGAUGAAAAUUUCCCUGAUGACGAUGUAAACACUAUAGAUAAAAAUGGAAAAGGAAAAGAGGAAGAGUGCACUAACAUGCCAUCUUCCCAAGCAGAGGAGGAUGUGGUUAAGAAAAAGUAUGGAGGUAUCAUACCAAAAAAGCCUCCUCUCAUUUCGAAGGACCAUGAACGUGCUUUCUUUGAUUCUGCUGAUUGGGCACUUGGAAAGCAAGGUGCGCCUGCAGGUCAGAAGCCAAAAGGUCCACUGGAGGCCCUUCGGCCUAAACUUCAGCCCACCCCUCACCAGCAAGUUCGUUCCCGGCGAUCAUCUUAUGCCCGUGCUGAUGGUGAAGGAGGUACUUCUGAGGAUCCAAGCUGCAAUGAGUAAUGAGUGAGAGAUUUUCAUGAAAUCGGCAAGCAUUUUCAUGUCUCCUAUUGUUUCCAUCCUUCCACAUAAAUGAGGCCAAUAAUUGUUCCUUUGUAUUUCAUACUGGAUGAGUUUUUUCUCUUCCAUUCCUAGUGAUAUAUUAUGAUGCGAUGGGGGAAUUCAGUGUUCCAGUUUUAUGUAUCUCUCUGUAACUACUUUUUAGGAGCGUGACAAGGCCAUCACAAAUCAAUAUUUUACUUUUU